AUGUUUAAUCAAUUGAGUCAGAAGUUAUACUUUAUCCUUAUUCUACUUAAUUUGGAUUGUAUAGCUGUUUAUGGUCAAGACUGUUCAAUGGCAAAUCAACAGACUUGUUCUCUUGGAGGAUCGGUAUGGUGCUGUCCGAAAUGUUCAACUAAAGUCUCGUAUUGUACACUUAAACCACCUCCAACAUUUCCCUCGAUAGUGACUUUUCAUUUUACACGACCAGAUUAUUGGGAUAUAAAACCACUUCCUUCUGGAGAUCCAAUCUCUCCAGCAUUGCAAGUGGUUUUAGGACUUGUGGUAGGUUCCGUCGUUUGCUGUCCUCUGAUUAUUGUGGCUGUUUUGACAUGUUGUGCAUGCAUCCAAGAUUUUUACACAAAGAGACAACAAAAUCUCGACCAAAGGCAACUCAGAAAACAAGCAAAGCUUGGCGUUCCUACAUCAUCUAAUGAAAAACCAUCGUUAUCAACCAUUUCUAGUGCGCUUGAAGCACUGCCACCGCCAUACGACGGUGUCAGCGAUAAACAUCACGUGGAAGCUGCACCACCAUCAUACAAUAUUGCACUUAUUCAUCUGCAAUCUUCGGAUACAAUAAUAUCAAUUAAAGACACUGAUUGUUAG
Messenger RNA from Adineta ricciae, 618 nucleotides. NCBI's taxonomy places the organism in Eukaryota, Metazoa, Rotifera, Eurotatoria, Adinetida, Adinetidae. The record is from the annotation of a GenBank genome assembly.